Molecule: messenger RNA, 2471 nt
Organism: Haemonchus placei
Lineage: Eukaryota; Metazoa; Nematoda; Chromadorea; Rhabditida; Trichostrongylidae
Source: the annotation of a GenBank genome assembly
UAUAGGUUAACCCUGGUGAAACUGUAGCUUUGGUUGGACAUUCAGGAUGUGGAAAAUCGACGAUCAUCAGCUUACUUCUCCGAUUCUAUGAGCAAAGUGCAGGAAUGGUAGCCCUCGAUGGUAUUCCACUGCGAGACUACAAUGUCAUGUGGUGGCGUUCAGUACUUGGUGUUGUACAACAAGAACCAGUGAUAUUUUGUGCCACGGUCGCUGAAAAUGUGCGAAUGGGUGAUGACAGCCUAACUGAUGAGGAUGUUGAAGAGGCUUGUAAACUCGCGAAUGCUUUAGGCUUCAUCAAUAAAUUAAGUGAGGGAUUCAACACUGUGAUCGGUGAGGGAGCUGUUCAGCUAUCAGGAGGUCAGAAGCAACGAAUCGCCAUUGCAAGAGCCUUGGUUAGAAACCCUCAAAUAUUGCUUCUGGAUGAAGCGACUAGUGCUUUGGACACGGAAAGUGAACGCGCUGUACAAGAAGCGCUUGACAAGGCUCGCGAAAAUCGGACUACUCUAUGCAUAGCUCAUCGCCUUUCGACCAUCAGGGACUCUGACAAAAUUAUUGUAUUUGACGAGGGACACAUUGUCGAACAAGGCACGCAUGAUGAACUGAUGUCAAUUGAGGAUGGUGUGUAUCGUAGCAUGGUGAAAGCGCAAGCAAUCGAAAAAGGGGAAGAAGACACUACCCUCGAUGACGUGGAUCCGACAGAAAUUCGACGGGGAGUCUCUCGUGCAGUAUCGGAAGAUGACAGUCAGAAUCGUGCAGAACGAGCCAGAGAGUCAGCCAGACUUCGUCAAAGCAUGGUCAGCGCAUCGACACAAGAACCUGAAUGGGAAAUCGAAAGCGCUCGUGACAACUUGAUCGAAGAAGGCGGAAUGGAAGCUUCUCUGCUCGACAUUCUAUGCUAUGCCAAACCGGAACUUCCAAUGGCCGGAAUUGCCCUGAUUUUCGCAUUGAUACGUGGACUCACAUGGCCGCUAUUUUCCAUUGUCUACGGCAAAUUGUUUCUGUUGUUCUCUAACCCGGAUCCGAAUGCCCUAGCCAAUGGUACCAUAUUUAACUCGAUCUGUUUCCUGUUACUCGGCAUAGGAUCCGGGAUCACUGCAUUCGCAUCUGGGUCGUUAUUCGGCAUCACUGGCGAAAAGGUUGCAAUGCGGUUACGAAUGGAUGUUUUCAAGGCCAUUGAUCAACGACUCGCAGAAGUGCUACAAGGUGUUUGUGCCCUGGUUGCUGGUAUCGCAGUUGCAUUUUCGUUUGGUUGGAAUGUUGCUCCGAUUGGUCUGGCAACGGCCCUGAUGUUAGUGGUAAUUCAAUCAUCUGUCGCUCAGUAUUUGAAAUUCAGAGGGCAAAAGGAUAUGGAUUCAGCUGUUGAAGCCAGUCAGGUAGCGACCGAAUCUAUUUCGAACACUCGAACGAUUCAGGCACUCUGUAAAGAGGGCUACAUGUACGAAGCAUACUGUGCUGCAGCACAGGAACCGCAUCGAAGAGCUCUUGUACGAGGCUUAUGGCAGGCGCUUUCGCUAGCGUUGUCGAACAGUUUCGUUGUGGUCAACUUUGCCAUUGCCUACGCUUUUGGUCUAUGGCUUAUACGAAAUGGAUGGAGCACGCCUUUCAUUGUUUUCCAAGUGAUAGAGGCGUUGAACAUGGCGUCAAUGACUGUAAUGAUGGCUGCCUCCUAUUUCCCUGAGUACAUAAGAGCUCGAAUCUCGGCUGGUGUCAUGUUCACGAUGAUGCGACAACGACCGAAAAUCGACAACAUGAGCCAUCAAGGAGAAAAACCAGCGCUCAAAGGAGAUGUAGCACUGAGAAACGUUUAUUUCUCAUAUCCGGCACGACGUCGCCAACUUGUACUUCAAGGCAUGAACCUGAGCGUCCGACAUGGGCAGACGGUGGCACUAGUGGGAGCCAGCGGUUGCGGAAAGAGCACUGUGAUACAGCUUGUGGAGCGAUACUACGAUGCUUUGUGUGGCACUGUGAGUAUUGACACAUAUGAUAUACGCGACCUCUCCAUUCGCUAUGUCCGGGACAAUAUGGCUUUGGUUGGACAAGAGCCGACUCUCUUCAAUUGUUCUCAAGAGGAAAUAGUACAUGCAGCACGUCUCGCAAAUAUUCACGAUUUCAUAGCUAGCCUUCCAGAGGAGUACAAUACGGUCGUCGGAGCAAAAGGUGGGUUACUGUCUGGAGGUCAGAAGCAGCGCAUAGCCAUUGCUCGUGCUAUAGUCAGAGAUCCAAAGAUAUUGCUUCUCGACGAAGCUACUAGUGCGCUUGACACAGAAAGUGAGAAGGUGGUACAAGAAGCCCUAGAUCGAGCACGACUGGGACGAACUUGUUUAGUUAUAGCUCAUCGAUUAUCUACUAUACAGAACGCUGAUCAUAUUGUUGUAUGUCGUGAUGGACGAGUAGCCGAACAUGGAACGCAUCAGUCGCUUCUGUCUCGGAAAGGAAUCUACUAUAAACUCGUCGAACGACAAAAUCGUUGA